AUAGAAAGCGACCUGCACUUUUGAUAAAGAAGGGAGUUCAAAUAUGAACUCUGGACAGCUGUCAAGUGGCGAAAGGCUUUUUCUGAACAAACAUGAAGACCUUGAUACUGUUGUCUCUCCUCUGCCACUUUGUAUCUCCAGUGAGACACUCCCUGGAGUUCAAGCUCAGUUAUUCCCAUGGAAUCAGAGACAUCCCAGAGUUUGUGGCUGUUGCUUUGGUUGAUAAAGUUCAGAUGGGUUACUGUGACAGCAAUGGACAAGUACCUCAGGCCACAACAGACUGGAUGGAUAAAUUAAUCCAAAAGAAACCUCAGCACUUGGCAUGGUACACUACUAUCUGCCUGGGUAACCAGCACACCUUCAAAGCCACCAUAGAGAAUUUGAUGCAGCGUUUUAACCACACUCAAGGUAUUCACAUUUUCCAGAGGAUGAAUGGCUGUGAAUGGGACGAUAAGACUGAUGAGGUCAAUGGUAAUCUUCAUUUUGGCUAUGAUGGAGAAGACCUCAUAUCAUUGGACCUGGAGACAGAGACAUGGGUCACUCCAAAACAACAAGCUGUUUUCACCAAACACGAGUGGGACAGAGAUAGAUAUAACAGUAUAUUUUGGAAGAAUUCCCUUACCCACAAGUGCAUUGAGAUCCUGAAGGGGUAUGUGGACUUUGGAAAGAGCUCUUUGCAGAGAACAGACCUUCCCUCAGUGUCUCUCCUCCAGAAGUCUCCCUCCUCUCCAGUCAGCUGCCACGCUACAGGUUUCUACCCUGACAGAGCCAUGAUGUUCUGGAGGAAAGAUGGAGAGGAGAUUCAUGAGGACGUGGACCACGGAGAGAUCCUCCCCAACCAUGAUGGAUCCUUCCAGAUGAGUGUUGACCUGGACCUUUCAUCAGUCCCACCUGAAGACUGGAGGAGGUACGACUGUGUGUUUCAUCUCUCUGGUGUGAAGGAUGACAUCAUCACCAAACUGGACAAAGCAGUGAUCAGGACCAACUGGGUUUCUCCCUCACAGUUUCCUGCUGGUGCUGUUAUUGGAGUUGUUGUAGGACUGCUGCUGCUGCUGACACUCUGCAUCACUGGACUCUGCAUCUGGAGAAGGAACCAUCAUGGAUUCAAACCUGCAAACACUUCAGACUCUUCAUUGUCGUCAGACAACACUUCAGCUUCUAAGUGAUCACAGAUAAGUCAGACUGCCAGGCAUGAACUGAUUUACACUGCAAACACGAUCAUUGAAGUGGCAGUCAGAGCUGACAGAAGCACACCUGUGGAGGAAAAUCCCAGCUAUAAACUCUUGUCUCUCCAUUGUGUUACAAAAUAAAAUACUUCUUCUUAGUGCUUGAGCAUAAAUCACAGAAACUAUAUUCUCUUUUUAGCUACUGUAGCAUUUUCUUCAUUGGUGUUGUUUUGUUGUUGCUGUUUUUAAUGUUUCCUGGUUUUAGAAUCUGUUAUUUUCUGAAGUACUGCACCUUAAAUUGCUUGUGUGCCUGUGUAGUUUAGCUUUUUUUGAAAUUUUAUUUUAUAUUUUAUUCAUUUUUGAGUUUGUGUUCAUUUUUAAUCUGUUAAUGAUGACGAUUGAUAAUGUUGUAAAUUGUAAUUAUUGUAAUUAUGUAAAACUUAAAACAAUAAUACAUCUUUCAAAAGAGAGCAAUCAGGACAUUACACAAUGUGGGAUACAGAGAACACACCAACACACUGUUUUUAAAGUCACAAGCAAUGAAAUUUUUCGAUCUGGUCAAAUUUGAAAUAAUGUUUUACAAAAACAACGUGUUUGUACAACUAAGAAGAGUCUGGGUAUAUCAUUCUAUGGGGUGGACUGGUGGAAUGGGCUGUGUGAUGAGUUGAAACAAAGCACAAAUAUAAAUACAUUUUAAGGACUAUACAAAAAAUAAAUAAAUAUAAAUAAAGUUUUACUUGUACCUACUCCUUUUCGGACACUGUUAUCUUUGUCUUGUUUGUUUUUUGGUUUGAAAUAAAGUCAUUCAU
This is a messenger RNA of Epinephelus moara (kelp grouper), 1975 nucleotides long. RefSeq names its product major histocompatibility complex class I-related gene protein-like. The record is from RefSeq and is a predicted model, not a curated record. Lineage: Eukaryota; Metazoa; Chordata; Actinopteri; Perciformes; Serranidae. Gene Ontology annotation, cellular component: external side of plasma membrane. The coding region runs from base 93 to 1166 and encodes 357 amino acids. The transcript is spliced from 8 exons. Gene Ontology annotation, biological process: immune response.